AUGGGCACAAGGUUAUAUGAAGCCACCGCACCACGCGGUUCUCUCUCGAGUCUUCCGCAGCAGCGCGACAUCAGUGAUAUGCGUCAAUCUAUUGAGCGCAUCGAAGAGCUGCUGCACCGUGGUGAGGAAUUGUUAUACGGCGAGGACAACGCUGAGGCGGAUUCUUCGGUGGCCCUUCCUUCACCUGCGGCUCUGGCCCCUUUUCCUGCGGCUGCUGCUGGGGGUGCUGGUGCCGAUACCUCCACUCCCAAAGACGUCGCGAAUGGGGACGUAGUGUUAAAGAGGCCAAAGGGUCAAAAAGCCACACCGCGGCAGAAUGCAAAGAUGCCAGAACCACUCCCGCCAGCUGCCGGAGCAGGAGGAAGGCCCUACGGCGACCACCGCCGCCGCGCAGAAACACACGCAACCCAGCGAAGACAAAUGCCAGAUGGCACACCAAAGGCUGGGGCUGGAGCGGCACCCCACCACCACUCCAGUGUGACAACGCUUCGUCACAGCCACAGCGGUGCCCCAAGGAAACUGAAGAAGGGCGUCACAUCCAACGAGGAUUCGGAUGAGAUGGAAGAUGUCUCCAUCGCUGAGCUGCGACUACGCAUUCAACAUGAAUUGGAGGAGUACCGCCGCAACGGUUCUGCGAUGCAGCUGAAACCGCGCCAAUCUCAUGGGACCACGCAGGGGUUGGGCCGCGCCCCUUCCCAUGAACUGGGGGGCACCACCACCAUCGCCGCUGUGUCCGUGAAGAAGGCGGCAAGGGUACUCCCACAGCGUGACACACGCACUCACACGGCCAGUCGUGUAGCGCACCCUUUGCGCGAAAAUAGAAAUAAGAAUAUAAACAAGAAUGUAGAGAACCGUAGAAACAAUAACAAAAGCAACACGAAGAAAAAGCCCACUCCAGUGCCCGCUCCCGUCGCCAGAUCGACUGCUGUUGCAUUUGUCCCUUUCAGAAGCAAGGACAAAACAAUCCAUGGCGAGGGGCAGCAUGUACCGGCGUGGAUGCGGCUCUACGGUGACGCCAUAAGGCUACGGGAAAAAAGGCGGCAACAACAAGAGGCGGAGGAGCAACGCCAGCAUGAAGAGAUGCUUUCGGCCUUCAAGGCGACACCGUACAAGAGUGACACCUUGAUGAAACGCUUCUCAUUAAAAUCCACUUCUGUGAAGACACCCAUUAGAGGUGCAGCCAAGACGCGGGGCGCACCAGCUCGCAAAAAAGAGGUGCCCCGUGCUGCGCCGGCGCCGGCGCUGGCCAUCGUACAACAGCAAGAGUCUAAGAGGAACGGCGUAGGACAGUGGCAUGCCCCUGGCUGCGUCUUCCCUCGCCGGCAGAUCAAGCCGCGGGAUGUAUUAUCCACCAAACUGGGGAUAGCGGAAAAACGUCAGGAAGAAGAGGAGGCGCACAAGCUGCAUCAGUUUCCCCCCGAGGAGUUGCACGAAGGGGGGGUGGCGAUCGCACGUUCGACAGCCCCGCUGCCUGUGGCGAACGAAACUCCGAAGGAAACGGGACAACCGUUGCAUGUAGCAGUGCCGAAAAGCGAAUCGUUUGCAACACCGGAAAGAAACGGCACUCCCGAAGCCCGGUUGCAUUCUGAGUCACACCAAAAAACCCUUGAAUCCACAGGUUCCUCUGCCUCCUCUUCGAUGCGGUGGGUGGCUGAUUCGCUUGCCUCCAGCGGCGCCACGCCGUCAAUGCCCCUGCGGCAAUCAGGUUCAGCAGUCAAAGCACCCAUCCCGUCGUUUGUGAAGCCGCUGAACUUUCGGGCACUCAGGAAGUGA
Molecule: messenger RNA, 1773 nt
Organism: Trypanosoma grayi
Lineage: Eukaryota; Euglenozoa; Kinetoplastea; Trypanosomatida; Trypanosomatidae
Exons: 1
Coding region: 1-1773 (590 amino acids)
Source: RefSeq, a predicted model, not a curated record